Camelina sativa (false flax) is the source of this 2571-nucleotide messenger RNA. NCBI's taxonomy places the organism in Eukaryota, Viridiplantae, Streptophyta, Magnoliopsida, Brassicales, Brassicaceae. The record is from RefSeq and is a predicted model, not a curated record.
UAUUCUAUGAAAUUGAUCCGUCAGACUUGAAGAGACGAAGCGGGUGCUUCUACGAAGCUCUUAAGAAUCAUGAGCUGAGGUAUGAUCUGGAUACGGUGCGUAGAUGGAGAAGGGCUUUGUCUGAAGUUGGAAAUAUUUCUGGCUGGGAUUCCAAAAGCAGGAAAGAGGACUCAGAGCUUAUACGGGUAGUAGUUCAAGAUCUUUCUGACAGAUUAUCCUCACAGUUAUCUGGCGGCACAAAUGGGUUGGUGGGGAUGAGUUAUCACAAGAAAGUCAUGGAAUCUUUCUUGUCAAUGGACUCCGGAGAUGUCCGAAUGGUAGGAGUCUGGGGUAUGGGUGGAAGAGGGAAAACCACCAUUGCAAAGUAUAUCUUUGAAGAAUUUUCUAGUCAUUUUGAUGCUCGUUGCUUGCUAGAAAACGUGAAAGGAGAUUUCAAACUAUAUGGUGAAUCACAUUUGCGAAAGGAAAUUAUGUCUGGAAUCUUCCCGAAGAGUCCCCUGAAUGCACGAUGUAUCAGCCCUGAUGCAAUGAAGCGAAGACUUCGUGGCAAGAAGGUUCUUCUCGUCCUCGAUGAUGUUGAUGACAUUCAACAACUGCGCGCAUUGGCUGGAAGCUGCGACUGGUUUGGACCAGGAAGCAGGGUCAUAAUAACUACACGAGACAAGCGUGUGUUGGAUGAGCAUGAUGUGCCACACAUUUAUGAAGUGAAGCCUCUGAGGACUACUCAAGCACUUCAGCUUUUCAGUGAGCAUGCCUUCAAAAUAAAUCGUCCACCAGAAGUAUUUAGAGAACUUUCUCUAGAUAUUGUUGAGCAACUGGGUGGUCUUCCGCUAGCGCUUCGAGUUAUUGGUGCAUCCCUAUAUCGCCGGGAAAAAGCAUUUUGGGAAGAUAAGCUGUUUAUACUGAAAAAUAGUCUUGAUAAAUCUAUCUCACUGGCGUUGAAAGUAAGUUAUGAUGCACUGGAUGAGCAUGAAAAGAUUGUUUUUCUUUAUGUUGCUGGUUGUUUCAAUGGGGAAUAUAGGGAUCAAGCGACAAUGAUACUAGACCCCUUUGUCAUUUCUUCUAGACCAAACCUUGUGACGCUGAUGGAGAAAUCUCUGAUUAGUAUGACAAAAGAUACGAGGCUGUGGGUUCAUGAUUUACUUCAAGACAUGGCUAAGGAUAUAAUUUGUGAAGGAAAAAAAGAAAAACCAUGGAAGCGUAAAAUGCUGUGGAAGUUUUUGGAUGUCAAAAGCUUGUUCACUGAAAAUAUGGGAACUGAAGACAUUGAGGUUGAAAUUAUAUUGCUCAACAUGGCUGAAGAAACAGAGCUUAACAUUAACCCUGCAGCGUUUAAGAGGAUGUUCAAUCUCAAAUUUCUUAAAAUACGUAAUAAUAACACUGUUGGAGGGAGUAAAGUGCACAUGGUUAACGACCUUGACUACCUCCCUCCACUGAGAUAUCUUCGAUGGGAGGCUUACACUCUAAAAUCGUUGCCUUAUCUCUUCCAGACUGAACAUCUAGUUGAACUAAACCUCCCUUAUAGUUCAGUUGAAACAUUAUGGAGCGGAACUCAGGACCUUCGAAGUCUAAGGCACAUGAACCUUAGUAGAUGCAAGCACCUGAUUAACAUUCCAGACCUUUCUAAAGCAAAGAGUCUUGAGAGUUUAUGUCUUAGUAACUGUGAGAGUUUGGUCGAGCUCCGUUCUUCUCUUUGGCAUCUCGAUAAGCUAGUUAAGUUGUGGAUGGCAAAUUGCACAAAACUGAAGAAUCUUCCGUGUAACAUCUACUUGAAGUCCCUCCAGAGUCUUUCUCUAGACGGAUGCACAAGUAUUGAAGAUUUUCCAUUUGUUUCCGAUAAUAUUGAGAACUUGGGACUGAUGGGGACAUCAAUUGAAGUAGUGCCAACAUGGAUCGACCGUCUCUCAAGGCUCAGACUUCUGCGGCUGUCCAAAUGCAAGAGACUGAAGAAUCUCCCAGACACCAUUGGGAGUUUGGAGUCACUAAGAACUCUCUGGCUUGGUUGCUGUCCCAACGUCACAGUUUUCCCGGUGCUUGGAAAUGGAAUAGAAAAACUGGGAUUGAAAGGAACAUCGAUAGAAGAAGUGCCCUCAACGAUAGGUGAUAAGCUGAAUCUCAUGUACCUUUGCUUGUCAGAGUGCCAGAGGCUAAAAAAUCUCCCUCACACGUUGAGCAACUUGAAAAACCUGAAGUUGCUUUAUCUCCGUGGCUGCACCAAUGUCACUGAGCGCCCACAUGUUGCAGGGGAUAUCAGAAGAUUGGAUUUAUAUGGGACAUCAAUAGAGAAUUAUGGCCCUCUCUCUGAAGAGGAAGCGCUUGAGUUGCGCAAUCGUGAUAUAGACUUCCUGAAGGCGUUUGUCACUCGGCAUGUCCGGAGAUACAAGAAAAACCAGAGUUCUAGAUAGGUGAUGAAUGCUCAAGGACUCGGAUUUGCGGUAGGAUGCUCAAUCUGGUUUUUCCCUUUAUGAAUGAUAGGAACAUAUUUACCUGAACAUGAAUUAGUUCAAUUAAUUCUGUUUGUUUCAUAUCCGUUUAUCCGAAUUGAGCAGCAGUUUGUGGGAUUUUGCUGAA